Podarcis lilfordi (Lilford's wall lizard) is the source of this 16883-nucleotide messenger RNA. Lineage: Eukaryota; Metazoa; Chordata; Lepidosauria; Squamata; Lacertidae. The record is from the annotation of a GenBank genome assembly.
GCUUCCGGCGGAAGUGCCGCGCGCCGCAGCCUUGUGUGUUGGCUGCCCCUCGCGAGCCUUUCGGCAGCCUCGUUCACUGCCGCAACCGUCGCGCGGCGCGUGAGGAGGGAGGGAGGGAACCGCUGCCGGCGCUACGCGGAGAAGCUCGCGCCUCCUUCUUCGCCGGCGGCGGGUUGUCUGUCAUCCCAGCUCCCCUCUCUCUCCCUCCCACCCUCUCUCUGAGGCGGCAGCGCAGACGGGACGCCUCCGGGCGCCUGAAGGGAUGUUGUGGCGGAGGCGGCGCCGGUGGUCGCCGUUGCUGUAGUGACGCCGGCGGCUGUGGAGGAGCCGCCCGGGGCGAGACGGCGAGGGGGUGGCCGCUUCCCGCCGAGGCUCCCGCGUCGCUCUCGGUCCCGUUCCUGGCAACCUGGGCGCGGGGCGGCAGUUGGGCCGCCCCAGCCGUCUCCGGCCCGGAGCCGUUCCCCUUCUUCCCCUUCGAGGAGGCGCUGCCUGGGCGGCUUUUGACGGGGCUUCCCCGCGAUGGCUUCUUCCUCCGGGAACGACGACGACCUGACCAUCCCCCGCGCGGCCAUCAACAAGAUGAUCAAGGAGACGCUGCCCAACGUGCGGGUGGCCAACGACGCCCGGGAGCUGGUGGUCAACUGCUGCACCGAGUUCAUCCACCUCAUCUCCUCCGAGGCCAACGAGAUCUGCAACAAGUCGGAGAAGAAAACCAUCUCCCCGGAGCACGUCAUCCAAGGCAAGGGGCAGCCUGCUCUCUUACCUCUUUAGUGCCCAACCGGAGGAAAGCCCUUCACUUGCCACCCUCUGGUCUCCUGCUGUGGGGUAGCUCAAUCGGUAGAGCAUCUCGAUCUCGGGGUUGUGGGUUCGAGCCCCGCAUUUGGGCAAAAGGUUCCUGCAUUGCAGGGGAUUGUGCUGGGUGACCUUUGAGUCCCUUCCGACUCUACGAUUCUGUGAUUCUCUGUAGGCUUUCUGUUCCUACAACUUCAGAAUUGGUGAAGCGGUGCAUCCAACCACCGCCGCACUCUUACUGUGUGCUGUGUAGCAGAGAAUUACAAGAGGGUGGAUUGCCUGGAGGACUCUGGUGAGCUGUAGACUAGAUAAACAUUUCACCCCUUCAGGCAACUGCGUAGCAUUUGCUGAGAGCUACAGCUUCAUUAAGGGCUAGAAACGCAGAAUCUCUUUGUUUGUGUCAUAAACUCCCAGGCACGUCUGAGAAACUUGCUGAUGUCAGUUGAACUUCCAAGUAAAGUUAUUUAAAACUCCUUGCAAAUUAUAGCUAUAGGUUUAGUAAAGUGAGCAUUUUGUGUUUAGCUACAUGAAUCUGAGUUAAAGUAAAAGCCUCUUGGUUUUUUUGGGGUUUUUUUAGAAACAGGAUGUAAGAGUUUAAAGAGUAUUAUGAGAGGGGAGUUCGCCAUUAUGCAAUUGUUCUCACACGUGUUCAUUUUUUCCACUACUUUUCAUUUAGCUCGAUUUCUAAACCACUGUUCAUCAAUUAAGGCUGCAAUCCUAACCCCGCUUACGUCAAUAGGACUUACUUCUUUGUAGAUGUGGUUAGGAUUGACCUGUAAGAUCCCAGGGUAGUUUACAACAAUUACAUCAAAACAAUAAAAUACAAUAUGUUAAAAUUCCAGACAAUCAGACAAUAUUAAUUUUUUUAAAAAAUUAUUUAUUGAAUUUAUAUACUGCCCUAUACCCGCAGGUCUCAGGGCAGUUCACAGGAUAAAAUCAGAAUACAAAACCGCAAAAUACAUAAUCAAAAUAAAAACAACUACAACCCAAUAACCCCCUCAAAACACAUUUUAAAAGGCAUAGGAUGUCAAUGACAUCAAUUAUAGCCAACAUUACUAUAGAUUCCUUGCAGUUUGUUGGAAACAACUUUUCCCUCUCUUUAUUUCCUUAUCUAAUUGUUUCCAUUUUAUAAAACAAGAGGAUUUUAGUCAAAUAUAUAUAGUUGCUCUUUCCUACAAAAAAGGAGGGCAAAUUUCAUUAGGCUAUUACUUUGUUUUAUGUUACUUUCCCUUUAAAAUUCAUGUUACUCAUGUUCAGUUCAGCAUUCAGAACAGCAAAAGUGAAAGUAACCGGAGUCUUGGUUUCAUUCAGCUGUUGCUUAAUGAUACUACUUUCAGCAUUAAGAAAUGUAAGAUGCCUAAAAUGAAAACCCUGUUUUUAGAGUGUAAGAGCAGUACAGCUGGAUUUGAUCAAGGGCCUGUCAAGUUCAGCAUCCUGUUUCCCAGUGUCUUUGGGAAGCUCUUGAGCAGAAUAUGAAGAUAAUCAUCAUUUCCCAGCAACUGGUAUUCAGUGAUAUGCUGCCUCUGGGCCUGGAAGUAAUGUAUGGUUGCCAAGGCUAGUAGCUGUUGAUAGCGAUAGCCUUUCAUGGUAUUACUGCUUCAUCUUGACUUUUGUGCAGUGCUGCACCAGAGAAGUUCUGCUUUCAUAAUGACACAUUCGUAUCAGCUAUGCCCCCACAAAAUCGGCUCUGGAGCUCCCCUCAAUUCGCUGAAACUGAUUUUGAGAUCACAGGGAGGGUUGAAGGGGACAGGAGAGAGAGAGGAAGUUCUGCUACAUGAACAGAAGUCUGUUGCAUGCACAGAGCUGUAGCACAGGAAAUAGCUCUUAAACUUUUUUUAUUGUAAUAGGAAGACCCUAAUACAGUACGGGAAGAUACUUUGGAUGAUAUACAAUGUUAAGUCAUUCUAAGCAAGACCCACUGAAAUAGUGGGCUUAGAAAUAUUUGGAUAUCACCCUGUAUUGAGAGUUGUGUGCCACUUGUGUCCCUGACAUAUGUAAAUUAUGCUAAUUUCUAAGGUUCUUUUGCAUAAUUGCAAACUGUUGUUAUAGGAGAAACAAUGAGAAAUUAUGGGCACUGAAACGAUGACGACUGGUUAGGCUGCUUAGUUUCAUCUGGCUGUUGUAGAGCAACCUUUCCCAACUGAUGCUGUACCCUUCCUGGUCAUUGACCGUAUUAAAGAUAUUUGAUUUGAUUUGUUGCUGUACCAGAUGUUGUUGGAUUCCAACAUCACCCCCAGCCAGCAAGGUCUGUGGCGAGGGAUGAAGGGCAGCCAGCUGGGGAAAGCUGCUCUAUAGAGUUCCAUCUGUUUUUGAAUGCUUAUCUUUGCAACUGAAAACACAUAUCCAAAAAUGAAAACUAAAGUCAGGAUGUUGAAAUAUGAACCCGAUAUCAAAUUCUGCAUUUUUUUUCUGGUAGAACACACAGAAAGCUCUGGAUUCUUCUGAGUACAAAGUUAACGGGCUUGUAGAAAACUACACAGGGCCCACACACAUUCAGUAAGUAAAGUCUCCAACUCAUCAUUUUGUGCUGGGUUGGAUGAUCAAUGAGUAGAAUCAAGGUUUCCAUAUAUAGGUGCAAUAUACACUAUAGGUUUCAGCACCCGCUACUGGAUCAUUGCCUGAUCUAAAGUGGGUUGCAACAACAGCACUGCCAUCAUACAGAUACAUGGUAAAAAUAUUAAGGGCUUCCACAUUGAUGGUUCGGUUAAAGGAGAAUCCCAGGUCUGAAAAGGUUAAAAAUUGCUGACUUAUUUAAUUCACCUUUAAGAUCUUCCAUCGUCUUGCAAAUAACAAGUACUACCUCCUAAGAGAGCACCCCAGUGGAUAACUGAUGCCAUUAGAAAGAACAUAGGGUUCUUUCUAAUUUCUGGCCACAGAAGCAUUGGUAUUUGACCACUUACAGAACUAAUAAUCAUAGAAUUGUAGAGUUGGAAGGGACCACGAGGGUCAUCUAGUCUAACCCCCUGCACUGCUGGAAUAUUUUGCUCAACAUUGGGCUUGAACCCAUGACGCAGAGAUUAAGAUUCUCAUGCUCUACUGACUGAGCUACAGGGGUUGGGGAACUUUCAGCAAGGAAGCCUAAUUAGCCGUCCCAGGCCAUGCCCAUCAGCUGCACACCUGACAUCAGGUGUGGGAGAGGUAAAGUGUCUGGACCAAGAAAAGGAUUUGUGGGUGCAGCUGAUUGGAGGCAUCUGCAAAGCCCUUUGCAGGGUUAUUUGAAAUCCUGAUUAACAGCUGGUUGGGCCUCAAAGUGCAGUGCAGGGCUUUCUGCAGCCACUCAGCUUGUUGGGGCUUGAUGAGAACCAUGCACAGCCAAAUCCCAGACAAUCAACUGAGAACGGCUGGCACUAUGGUGUCUGUCCCGUAAACUGUUUUUCACUCUUUCCAAUGGUGUUACCACUAAACCACAAACUUGAGCAAAUUGGGCCACUGCACUUUCAGUUUUGGUUUUGACUUUUUAUAUUCACUGUGCCUGGCUUAAAACACCAAGACAAGCUGUGCAGUAUCUCUCUGCAGGUUUGGAGCUUAUGUUUCCUCCCUUUCAACUGCGUGCUACCACAUGUCGAAUUCUAUACUAUCUUUGGGGAAAGUUCUUUGUAUCUAGCUUAGUCAUUUUUGUUUGCAUUUAUCAACACAUCUUUGGUAAACUUAAGUCUGACAAUGCUCAAUGUAGUCACUGCUGUUAAUUUUUCUUCUCUUUAAAUUAGAUUUUUUAACUCUUUAUAUGUUGGAUAUAAUUUGCCCACCAUGAAAAUAAGGAGGGAUAGCCUCAGUUGGUAGAGUUUGAGACUUUUAACUGUCUCUUAAUAUCAGAUUUGUGGGUUUGAGCCCCACGCUGGAUGAAAGAUUUCUGCAUUUGACUAGAUGAGCCUGUGGUCCCUUCCAGCUCUACAGUUUUGUGAAUGUGUUUCUAUGGAGUGAUCCACUCAUUCAGCAGUGCAUUCCUUUAGGUUUGCUACUACAUAGUUUAGAAAUAAAUAUUUAUUAUAUCCUGCAGUUCCCAAUAAUUCUCUUGGAUCCACACAUGCUUAGCUUCAACACAUCAGGCAUUCUCAGGCCAUUUUCAUGUUUCCCAGUGUUAAACACCUUUUUUAAAGUUGAAUCCAGACUUUCAUGGAAGGGACUUAGAUCCAGUGGAUGCUGCAACUGGAGGAAGACAAUUCGCUGCUGUCACUCAUUUCCACUUCCCUUGCAAACCCUCAGCAUCGUAUCCCACUGUUUUGGAGGGUUUCCGCAAUCCUCCAGAGCAGAUUUUUAGGGGGCUGCAUAGGGAAGGGAGAUCUGGUGAAUAUCAGCCCCCCAUUUGUCAGCAUUUAUUUUAUUUUUUAAUAUUGAUAGUCCACCCUUCAUGAAAAGACCAAAGGGCAGUUUAUAACAUACAACAUGAUAAGCAAUAUAUGUCAGUACAUAACCUAAUAUCCGUACAAUACAAGAAAACCAGAACAGUUAUAUAAAAACAGUUCAUACUAAUAAAUAAUACAUAAUUAUUAGUUAUUAUUACUCAUCCCAGCACUGAACUCCACAACGCCUGUAAAAUGCAGUGUUUCAUGGCAUAAGUUAUUACCUACUUUUCUCGGGUGCAAUUAUGAAACAUAAUUCAUAUCUAGUAACAACAGGCUUCUGAAAAAACACGGAGAAAUCAGCAGCAGAAUAGCUAAAGUGCAGAAACGGUAUACAAGUACAUAUACUUAUCUGCACAAAACUAGCUGUUAAUCUCUUUGCCCAAUCUCAGAAAAUGAGAAACCCAGCUCUCACCUGGGAUCUUUCCUUUGCUCUCAGUUUCUCACUUUGGGAAAUCUUCACUUCCUUGCUUCUCACUCAGAACUGUUCCACCAUCAGUCUGCCAUUUUCAUUGGGUACUUGCCUCCUGUUGUGCCCCAUGAAGGGGAGGCACCAGAGGGGUAAUUUCCUGUGGACUUUCCCCCUCAGGGUGAUCCCCACUAGCAACAGCCUGUCAUUGGACAGCCUACUGCCUGCAGAAUGCCCACCUUCUCUCUCCCCAUCUUGAAAAACACCGCAGGUUGGGUAGUCUGAUUUGCCGGCCUUUGUGCAGCAGCCGCCGCUAAACAGUGCCAUCUCAUGUACCAAAUUGCUGGUAAAGUAGAAAAGGCUUCCCUGUCAGCUUGCAUAUAUCCGCACCAUACAUAGUCUAUAACAGAUUGUUACUCAGCUAGUAGAGGGAUAGAAGUCAAUAAUAUGUCACUUACUUGCGAGUGCUGCCCAGUAUAAGGAAUUGUUUUUGAUAAAAGGUAAAGCUUGCUUAAGUGAAGCUUCAGAUCAUAUAAAAAUAUUCGUUCCAGUAGCACCUUAGAAACCAACUAAGUUUGUUAUUGGUAUGAGCUUUCGUGUGCAUGCACACUUCUUCAGAUACCUGAUAUCUUCUUCAGAUAUCUGAAGAAGUGUGCAUGCACACGAAAGCUCAUACCAAUAACAAACUUAGUUGGUCUCUAAGGUGCUACUGGAACAAAUAUUUUUAUUUUGUUUUGACUACGGCAGACCAACAUGGCUACCUACCUGUAACUUCAGAUCAUAUGUUCUUUGUCCUUUUAAAAGAAGUGGCCUGACUUAGAUAUGUCAACCUGUGGAUUUCUGUAGUCCAAAAUUACUCCCUCCCUCAGAAGGUAACACUAUAUAGCAAUCAUUGUAUUUUUUUGUGGUAGUGGCAAUUGUGUCUGAUAGGUUAAGUUGGUGUCUUGUUGCCUAAAAUGCUUGAAUUUUAUUAACUAGAAACCUUUUUUACCCUAGCACUUGAAAGCUUAGGUUUUGGCUCCUACAUCAGUGAGGUAAAAGAAGUUUUACAAGAAUGCAAAACCGUAGCACUAAAGCGAAGAAGGGCUAAUAAUCGUUUGGAAAAUCUUGGCAUUCCUGAAGAAGAGCUCCUAAGGCAGCAACAAGAGUUAUUUGCAAAAGUAAGUGAGGAAACAAUAUAUGCAUUGCUUAUCUUUCCACAUUUAAUUGUGGAAAGAUACACAGUUUGUGAAGAUGGGAUCAGCUAAGCAUCGGACAGCGCUGGCUCCUGGCCUCUAGAGUGAGAUGAGCGCACAACCCUAGAGUCUGUCAAGACUCGCCCGUACGGGCAGGGGUACCUUUACCUUUUACGCAUCCUAGACUUGGAUAUUGCAUACAAAUCUAAAUUUUGGAAAUGACUUAAGUUUUCAUUCUUUGAAUAUGCAAAACUUGAUUCAUUCAGCUUGGGUAUAAAUGGAUGCGACUGUUUCAGUAUGUAUUAGUACUUGCUUGAAAUAGCUACAUCAAAUAAUGUGUCAAUGCAAAAAUAUAGGGUUGCAUCUGGACUUAGUCAUUUAGAGUAUACUCAAGUUAAAUCAAUGGGUUGAUCAACUCCAGCUAUUUUUGUACUACAGCUCCCAUCAUCCCUAGCUAGCAGGACCAGUGGUCAGGGAUGAUGGGAAUUGUAGUCCAAAAACGGCUGGGGACCCAAGUGUGGGAAACUCUGCUCUAGGGAAUUAUUCCUAAAGUUCUGUACCUUUGGAAAGACUUUUUCUCAUGAGCAUCCUUCAUUUGGAGUUUGUGUCAAACCCAGCAAUAUCUUUUUUCAAACACGACGGGAAGUUCUCAAGUGUGCAGCAAGGUUAGGCAACCUAUGGACCCACGGAUGUUGUUGUUGUUUCACUUGUGAAGUAGUGCUCUUAAUUUCUUCUCUCAAAACAGAUCACGAGAGGAUGCCAUAAUGUUCUUGGCUUACCUCUUGCACUGAUCUCCCCAUGUGCAUGUGUGUGUCUGUGCGCAACUGUGUUAGGUCAAGCUAUAGACACUGAACUUACGGUUUUGUGUCCCUAGGCUAGACAGCAGCAGGCAGAGCUAGCCCAGCAGGAAUGGCUACAAAUGCAGCAAGCGGCCCAACAAGCACAGCUUGCUGCUGCCUCGGCCAGUGCAUCCAACCAGGCAGGCUCUUCUCAAGAUGAAGAUGAUGAGGACGACAUCUGAUAUCUUUUGGGCUGAGUUUCAGUCCCCGCAAGGAAAUAGUUUUCGCUGGUUUUGCUGUGCAGGACAUGAAUGCUUACCCGUAACUUUUGUCUGCAUCUUGGACCGGCCGUUGGUAUUUUAGGGAUGUCUGCUGUUGUGUGCUGUACAUGUCGAAACUGUCUCUUUGAACUCUUGAAGACUUAAGGUUCAGUAUCAUAUCAACUUUGGAUUUUUAAUGGUGUUUAUGGAAAUUUUAGAUAGCAGUGUGUCACUUAUUUGAUCAACAAACAGUGUUACAAUAAAGUUUAUAAAAUAUAGCAAAAUUUAUACAGAGGCUCUAAAUUCACAUUUGCAUUUCUCUUCCCUUUUAACCAUAGAAUCUUAUGUAGAAAUUUUUAAUUUGGGUUUUGUUUUGGUUUAUUGGAACGGAGCAGCCAAGCAAAGGGUUCAGCAUAAUUGAAUUCUUUAUCUUCAAAAACGAUAUAUAUAUGGCAAUAUAUACUCUGUGCUCAUAUACCACCAAUCUUGAGAAAUGAUACGUUUUUGCCAAACUAGGAAAAUGUAUGUUUAAUAGUUGUACAGAUUGAAUUUCUUUUGUAUAGAGGUGAAAACAAACCCAAUACUUUAUUAUGUCAUCAAUUCAGUGUCAUGAGCAACAUUAAUAUUUCAUUUCAAAUAUUGUCCGCUUUGAAGAAUUAAAUCUGUUCCUGUUUCACAGCCAUUUAAUUUUAACUUUAGGUGGUAUUAACAUGCAUUGUGCAUGUUCCAAGUGUUCAAAUGGAGUUUGGUGGAACAGAGUUGUUUUAAUUCUGUUUUGACUCAGAAUGCUGAAAUAGUCAGGUCUAUGAAAGCAAAUAUUGGAACUAAUAAGCAUGCUUGCAAUGAGAGGAAUCUUCAUUUAACUCAAAAUUACUUUUUUUUGUCAGCACAAUAUUAACACGACGUUUUCAAGACUAGUGUACCAAUAGAAACGUUUUAUCUGUGAAACUGGCUGCUUCUACAUUAGAAACUAGUAGGGUACUAGUUCUAAGUGUUGCAAUUCCAAGUUCAGUUUGGUGACUGAGCCCCAAGACUGACCAACAAGACCUAAUUAUUCUGGGGCAUUAUAGGUGUGGAUUUUAUAUAUAUAACAAUGCUUAGAUUGUUAUUUGUGUUGAUAAUAAGGAACAAUAGAGUCCUUUUUAGAAUCUGAAAAUAUACUUGAAGAUACAUCAGCAUAUUUUUCUGGUCCUUGCUUGCAGGGAGGUAGAAUCUCAUGCAUUGCAUAUUAAUGCAUCAUGCAACAUUACCAAGACUGCAUUUUUAAAAAACUUUCUAGCACAGCCUUGAUGGCUAUAGAAAAUUAUGCAAGAGCUGAGAAUGAAUGGAGAAAGUCUUGUCUCUGAAGCAGGGAGCCAAACUGAGAGUCAAAUUACGAUCUUGAAUUGCAGUUAGUUGAGUUUUAUGGAGCUUCACCUGAAAUAACUUGCACCCUUAUUUAUACACUGGUAGCUGAGAGAUAAAUUAGUUUGAAUGUUAAGCUGAGACACAUUUGUGGGUUCAGCAGGAAAAGUAUUGGGGCAAAAUCUGGUGAAAGUUUGUCUUCAUUAAGGUUGAAGUACCAAAGGUAGAAACACUAGGCUAGUAAAACCAUGUUAAUGUGCAGUGUUGGCUUUUCUAAUUUGUACUGUAACACCCUUGACCUUCCUAUUUGAAAUAAGUCGUCUUCUUUUUUUAAAGACAGAUAUACAUUUUCACCCUUCUUUUCUGAUGCAGAAUUCAGGUUAAUAUUUUACUGCAUCUGGUAUGUAUCAUAAUAUGUUUGAAUCCCUGUGACCUUUCCUUCGGACAUUCUUGUGCUUUUUCAUAUGCUGUAUUCCUCAAGCAAUAAAAUUCAAAUGUGUUUUUAUAUUCCAUGUUUCAAUAUCCAACUUUCACGGUUUGUCAUAUAAUAAGAGAAACUUAAUUUUCUUCUGCCAUGAACCAACUUUGCAAACUUCACGGGAUCAAGAUGUUCUCACCAAAGAGAUGCCUAUAAUCGUCCUUCGUGUUAGGGCUGGUUCUUUUCAAUUUGCAUAAUUUUCUUCCAGGGACAGAACGUAUUCUGUCUAGUCGCAUCACGUACAGUUUGCUCAUAGAUCCUGUACCAUUUCAGCACGUUUUGGACUACCAUGCUAAUCACACUUACCUGGGUGUCAGCCGCAACAGGACUUCCAAGAAGACAUGGUUAGGAGUGUGCUGUUUUUUCAAAACAAAUCUGUCCAAGUAAGUACUUUUUAAUUUGUUUAAGGAACCACAUUAAUUUACUUUUAUAUUUUGAGAUGACUAUUUAGAUAUUUUGAGAAAGUGUUAUUGAUAUGACUUACUGGCUAUGAUCCAAAAAUCCAGUACAUAUAUGGAGACUUCCCCGGAUGGGAGCUUCCAGUCUUCUCCAUGAUAAAUUUCUGGUAUUCAGAAAUAUGUAUGUGCUGUAUUUUCAUCUCAAGCAGGAUUAAAUUCAUUGUGUAUAGAAUGCAAGAUAGAUCACUUUUUUCAUGUCAGUUUUAAUGGUUUUCUCUUAAAUACAACAUUAUGUCAAAUAAAUACCGGAUUUGUGAAUAAUUCAACAAGUAUAUCAGCUAUUGUAUAGUCUUGUGUUAAAAGAAAAUUGCAAUAGAAGCAAGACAAUGUCAGAGUUGGAAAAUCUCCAGUUUCCGGCAAAGUAAUCAGCUCCUUACAUUUUGUGUGCAAAUGUUCUCCUUGGAUCCCCUAUUUAAAAUUUCCUUUCUGGUAUUAAUUUGCGCUGCUUUAAAAAAUUUCUCAGCUUCUGGAGUUGAAUGUAUGGAAACGGGCAUUUUUGGUUGCGGAAUUCCAACGCUUGUGACUGGAAAAAGAACUAGAAGUAUGCUAAGAGCACAGAAAGAAAUCGCAAAGUAAGAAAUUAUAAAAUAUCCUGAAGUUAUUUUCCUACACUACUCCCAGCCUUCAUCUUAAGUAAUGUUAGUGAUAAUUGCAGUAAUGCUAUUGUGUGGUUUGGGCUCAGGUUAGUAGCUGUUUCCACAUCCAUCUCCAAAGCAGUUUAUUAAUAAAUUGAGUUGGGUGUGCAUUUAAUAUUUGCUGCUUGGCAUGUAUAACAGCUUUUCUGGCUGCAGUGCACUAGGCAAAGGUUAAUGCAAGAUCAGUCCCAGGGUGGUGAUGGCAUAAUUAAACGUUCCCAAGCAUGCUUUGAAAUGAGAACUUGGGGCCUGGGAAGGUGUGGAAGCAUGACGCUGCCUUGCAUAGGAGAAGACCUUGGCUGGGAUCCAAAAUGCUGCGCAAGUACUUCCUCUGUGCUCAGAGAGGCCUUUGGACUCGCUAUCCUCAAACAGAACCUCUCCCUGCCACAUGGCAAACUCAGGACUUUCAGAAGCGGUUUCCUUUUUGUCUUCAAUGGGAGGCUCCUGUUCAAAGAAAGCAAUAAAAACAACUCAGUAACAAUCCUGCUGGGUGUGCCGAAAUCCUUGGGUGUGCCUGAAGUCGCUUUUUGGAUUCCAGCCCUUGUCCUGUUUUCACACAGGAGGGCAUUUUCUCUGCUUAAUGUAGGAAUAUGUGCAUUACCAAGCAAGCAGCCUUUUAACAACAACAAAAAGCUUUAUCCCCAAAUCAGAUGAGAUGAAUUCUCAAUUUAAUUUAAUUUGUUUUCCUUCUGUUCCUUGCCCAAGCCUUGAGCUAGGGGUAGUUUGUAGAGAGACAGACAGGCAGAAGCGAGGGUCAGAAUUUUUUACUUAAUAUAAAAAAAUCCUUGCUGGGUCAAUCUAGCUUUCUGUCUCCUGCAGUGGUGGACCCCAUUUCUCCUGAAGUAAAGUAGUAAUCUUAGCAAGAGCAGAAAUUUGUACCAAAUGAAUGCUGUGUGUUCUGCAGCGCAAAUUCCACCACAAAGAACCAAGCGAGACAUGUUGUGGACUUCCUUUAUCUCCUUUGCAGAAAGCAGCUGUUUUAUGCGUAAGGGUGGGUAUAUAAUUUUCAGCACAGAAACAGCAAGAGGGGUGGGGAAGAGUUAAGCAGCCCCAUCCCUGCUUUCAUGGGACGCGGGUGGUGCUGUGGGUUAAACCACAGAGCCUGGGACUUGCCGAUCAGAAGGUUGGCGGUUUGAAUCCCCGUGACGGGGUGAGCUCCCGUUGCUCGGUCCCUGCUCCUGCCAACCUAGCAGUUCGAAAGCACGUCAAAGUGCAAGUAGAUAAAUAGGUACCACUCUGGCGGGAAGGUAAACGGUGUUUCCGUGCGCUGCUCUGGUUCGCUAGAAGCGACUUAGUCAUGCUGGCCACAUGACCUGGAAGCUAUACGCCAGCUCCCUCGGCCAAUAAAGCGAGAUGAGCGCCGCAACCCCAGAGUCGGUCACGACUGGACCUAAUGGUCAGGGGCCCCAUUACCUUUACCCUUACCCUGCUUUCAGCUUCUCAAGAGUGGCUCAAGGAAAAUCACACUCAAAUCCAUGCAUUUAAACAUAAAUAAAAUUUAAAUUUAUUUAGUUCUUCAAUAUAUGGUACAUGUUAUUAACUGACUUCUUCUGUGUCUCCUCCCCCGUCUUGUUUCUUUUAAAAGUAAUCAGCGAAGAAGCUCCACCUAGUGAUCAGCCUGUGUUUUCAAAAGCGAUGAACUAGAAAGUAAGUGUGAAACUAGGGCCGUACGUUUCUUUCCUGCUUUGAGCAAUUGCCUGCGACAACUAUUAUACAUAAAUUUAAUUCCACAACGUCAUGCUGUAAGUUCAUUGCUAUAAUUAAUAUACAAAUAACACUGGGCUACUCAGUGAGCUACAAGUACUUGAUUAGCAGUUUUCUGGAGGGAAAUGCUCAAGUAUGUCUGUUGAAAAGAGCAAAUGCUUUCAUGAAAUAUCUUGACUCGCACAAGCUUCCUGAAGGACAAAAUUGUUUGGGGUCAUUUUGUGGAUGUCUUGAGUGCAAUUACUGUAUUUUUCGCUCUAUAGGACGCACUUUUUCCCCUCCAAAAAUGAAGGGGAAAUGUUUGUGUGUCCUAUAGAGCGAAUGCAGGCUCCUUGGCUUCAGCGAAAGCAACGCGAAGCCUCCAAAGCGCAGAGGGAGCGCUCCCUCCGCGCUCUGGAGGCCACGCGUUGCUUUCGCUGAAGCCUGGAGAGCGAGAGGGUCGGUGCGCACCUGGCUUCAGUGAAAGGAACCCGAAGCCUUUGGAGCGCAGCGCGAGUUCCUGCUGCACUCCAAAGGCUUCCGGUGGCUAUCCCUGAAGCCUUUGGAGCGCAGCGGGACCUCGUGCUGCGCUCCAAAGGCUUCAGGGUUAGCUGCGCAAAGCCUCCGCAGGACAGCGGGGUGAAGGCACCCCGCUGCCCUGCGGAGGCUUGAAAGGCUGUCCCCGAAGCCGUUCUAGCUUGGGGAUGCCGGGGCUUUAUGGGGAAACCCCGGGCUUCCCCUUUCAGCCCCGACACUGAUUUGAUUCAGAAUAUUUUUUACUUGUUUUCCUCCUCUAAAAACUAGGUGCGUCCUUUGCUCGGGUGCGUCCUAUAGAGCGAGAAAUACGGUAGUUCCCGCUGAACACUCGAAAGCUACUGGCCAGUGUUGUUGCUGCAAAGGUUUAAGUUACAGGACCUGCUGCACAGCAAAAGUGAUUGGUCGUUACAACUGAGCCUCCACUCUCCCCAGAGACUAACUCAUAACUACUGUCAUCUACUCAUGCGAGAAAAAUUAUUUUGUGUGUUUCAAAUUUAGUUAUGUUUGGGUGGGUGGGUGGACAGCUGUAAGUAUGUUGCCCCACUAGGUACCACUAGGUGGUGCUCAUGCUUAACACAGUAAUUUAUUGCGGCUGCCUGAGAAAUGACGUUUCAUAGUGAAACUUUCUAUCUUAAGGAAACUUUCCUUUAAUUAUUACAAAGGUUUGAUGAUUAACUUUAAAGAAAAACGGGGAUAUUUUUUCAUAAUAAGUAUGAGUAUUUUAAAAUGUUAUAUGCGUUAAUCUCAGCAUUGAUUUUAACAAUGUUAAAGAUAUCCAAAAGAUCAACUCAUUUUCUACAAGCCCUCUUGGGUGUUAAAAGACUAUCCGAGUGGGCCCAGUUGGUAGUUCCACCACUAAAUUAGUUGCGAAUGGAGGUGGAAGCCCUAUAGUUAUUAAAUUUGUUCCCCACAGAAGUGAGUCUGGCCCCUUCAUUAUGAGCCUUUUUGCACAUUGAAUGGUAAGAAAUUGAAAUUUAUCUGUAUUUCACGAGAUUUAUAUACUGCUUGGUGGUAAUAAAAUGUCAAGGCAGUAAUAAUAAUAAAAAAGCUAAAAACAACUAUUGAACCAUAAUUAAGAUCAGUGAUAAGCUGAUGUCCAGGUUGAAACACACGUCCACAUUCUAUGCAAUAAUGAAACAAGCAAUUCUAUAUUUAUUGUUCAUUAGAGGUUUGGAGCUACGUCACUACCACCCAACCUUUCUGAAUGCAUUUUGAUACUUCUUUAAAGCUGAAAUCUGCAUCAGAAACACUGAACAAAGUCCAGGGGAUUGUGGGUUGAGCAAUCUUAUACUUAGCGUUCACCAGUUCAGAGAGAUAGCACUGCUAUGUUGGUGGGAUGGCUUGCCAAACCCUGUGCCCCUUAGUUUAGGCAGAGAGGGUAAAAAUGAAGAACAGCCACAGAGGAAACAGAAAUGAAAUAUAUAUAUAUUUGGUAGAGGAAACAUGUUUACAAAUAUGCAUCUACAUAUGAAUCUUCAGGCACACUACUCCUUUUCCUGCAUUGCAGGGGGUUGGACUAGAUGACCCCUGAAGGACCCCUUCCAACUCUACAAUUCUAUGAUUCUAUUAUUAUUUUGCAAAUUAAAAUGAAAGUGCAGUGGAACAGACUUAUGGGUGAGUCCAUAUGAAAGUGACACAGACUAGAAUUUGACUGAUCUGGCUAUUCUUACCCCAGAGUGGCACUCACUUUAUUUGGUUUCUUGAUCCGAGAUCUACAAUACAGGACGGGGUAUAAAAAUUAAAUCAAAAAUUCAACAAAGGAUUAGUGGUUACUGACAGUCAGUUAGAUUAGCUGUCUCCCCGUACAUUUGCAUAAUAUCUUUGCACUUAUGCACAGACAUCUUUGGCCCCCAGCCUAUGUAUUUUAAAUACAUUUUGAUUAUCAAAUAAAAAUUUCCUAAUAAUGAAGAAUCAGAUAUAUGGGUAGCAUAGCUUAUGGGAUAGGAUACAGUAUUGCAAGAGUACGCUUCCGCUUAGCACAAUAGAACUUCACCUUCCUCUCCUCUCCCCUGCACCCCCCCACGCACUCCCAAAAUCUUUUCUGGAGGGUCCACCAAACCCCCAGAACAGAUUCUAAGGGUGUCAACAGCACUGGACACAUUCUGUGUCUUUGGCAGCACUGCAGAAACAUGCAUGGCUUAUACUGGACGUCGUUUGCCAGCCAAACCACUGUGAUCUAUUUACUUUGUGAUCUAUAAUUGCCUGCUCCUCUUUAAUGCAUUUCCCUGAACUUUGCCUCGGCAACUGGGGAUUUCCAUCAUCUCCUGGGGAGAUUUCUUAUAACCAUACCACAUGCAAAUCCCUGCUUUCUGGCACAAAGCUAUAAGCAAAUCAUAGCAAGAAAUGUGCGCCGAUUAUGCUAAUCCAAUGUUGCGAUUGACAUUUUGGCCUCUGAACUCCUCAUCCAUACAUCUACAUCAAACAUGGCAAUUACAAAGCAUGACAGCUGAUGUCAUGCUCCAUAUGCGAACCACUGUUAAAAGAACAGUUUAAAAAGGGAUUGUGCAUUUCAAAGCGAGUGUUGUGUGUGCGCUUUUGCUUGAGAAACAUGGGAGUACUGCUAGAUCUAAGAAAAGGAGGAAGAAGCUAUAUAUUUUUUCCACUUUCAGCGGUGGUUCUGUACAUUUUAUUUAUUUAAAAUAUUUGCAGGCCAUUAUUCACGACCAAAAUGGCAUUGCAGAGCGGGUUACACUAUUAAAUCCUUCAAACGCCAACAUGAAACAAAAAAAUAAAGCAGCAAAAACAGUAUAAUUUCAUCAGAGCAGGCUUCUAAUCCAGUAAUGACAGCAAUAUCCAGGCACAUAAACAAGGUACUUCCAGUUCCUUGAUUCUCAGAGAAUUAUAUCUUAUCAGCAGGAAGCAUACUUAAAUUGUAUCAUUAGGAUUUUGAGAUUCCCUUGUUAUGAAUCAUCAGAUUGUUAUGGGAAGAUGAGGUGCAUUUUCAGCUCCCCCCUCCGCGUAAAAUGGUACCUUUCUACUGUAUGCCACUUUUAUCUGUUUUAAUGGUGUGCUAUAUGGGUUGUGAAGAAGGACUGAAAAGAAGCAUGGUACCCCACACCCCUCAUUUUUCCUCCUAGCAUGGGGAAGGGUCGAGGUGGCCUGCUUCCUUUUCUCUGCAAACAACAGGAGCUGUCCGCAUCGCCUGCGCUCCCGAGCAAUGUUCCACUGUAAACAAAAGGUUGCCAAAUAAUGGCAGCCUCACAGAAAGAAUAAUCAGCAUGUAUCCUGGUGAUAACUUGCCCCUGAAAAGCUGCCAACGUUCAGAUGUGCCAGAACUUCCCAGAGUUUUCGUUUGCAAGGGGCUAGAACAGCCAGUUUGUUCAGUCCCAGAAGAAAACGGUUCAAGCAGAAAGGUGAGGGACAAGACUCAGAAGAAAUGAAGAUGGAGCACAACCCGCCAGCCUCAGCAGCAGGGAGGAGGAAAACACUCCUGCUUCCUCCCGUCUAGUAGCAAGAGAGAGGUGGUGUGAGCAAAGACCCCUUGUUUAAGAACGCUUUGAAGACCAAAGGGAGACCGCACCUCUUUAGAAUUGACACAGCUAACACAAUUUUUUUCAAUGCGCUUCUACAAUGUCACAUCAGGGGCUUCAGUUAUUCUCCUUUUUUCCUAUUUUACAGAAGUAUUGUUGUGGUACUGGUUUUUCUGAUCUUUUCUUAUUUUAACAAAAUAUUCUUCCAGUGUAGGUGUGCUUGAAUCUGGCAUGCUUCCAAGGGAUUAGCUUCCCCAUGCAUAUUUCCUUUAAUUAGUCUGCACAAUGUGUUGUUUUUCUUAGAGGUCUUCCUCCCAAGUUAGCAAUGUCCUUGUUUCCACAUUCCUUACUUUAUGAGAUUUGAUCCAGUCCUCCAUGGAGAUGCUGUACAAAAAUGCAACUUUCUUUUUUAAAGGGUGGUAAAUUACACACAAGACUCAUGAUUCUUUUUUACCAUUCCCUUCUCUCUCUCUCUCUCACUGUAUCUGUUAUUUAUUCUCUUUAAAAACAUGAUUUGUCUUGC